Messenger RNA from Sporothrix brasiliensis 5110, 1035 nucleotides. RefSeq lists its product as uncharacterized. NCBI's taxonomy places the organism in Eukaryota, Fungi, Ascomycota, Sordariomycetes, Ophiostomatales, Ophiostomataceae. The record is from RefSeq and is a predicted model, not a curated record. The transcript has a single exon. Bases 1 to 1035 code for a protein of 344 amino acids.
AUGUCCACCACCACCACCCUUGAGGCCCACGGCACGUUUGGUGCCCAGUUUGAGACCAAGAACCUCGUCGACUUUGACACGUCGCGCGUCUACGGCGACUGGCGCGACGAGUUCCACCGCACCGGCUGCGUGGUGAUCAAGAACGUCAUCUCGCCCGAGCGCGCGCAGUACUACGUGGACCAGCAGCUGGCGUGGCUCAAGAAGUUCGACCUGGGCUUUGACGAGACGGACCCGUCGACCUGGACGGCCGACCACCUGCCCGUGUCCUUCAAGGGCGGCAUGUACUUUGCCUACGGGUGCACGCACGAGAAGAUGGCCUGGGAGGCGCGCACGGAGCCGGGGGUCGUCGAGGUGUUUGAGACGCUGUGGGAGACCAAGGAGCUCAUUUCGUCGUUUGACGGGCUCAACAUCUCCAUGCCCAACCGCACGGACCUCACGUGGUCGCCGUGGCCGCACUGCGACCAGAACCCGCAGCGCAAGGGCAUGCAGGCCGUCCAGGGCCUGCUCAACUUUGCGCCCAACGGGCCGCGGGACGGCGGCCUCGUGCUGAUGAAGGGCUCGGCCAAGCUCUUUGACGAGUUUUUUUCGCGCGACCGCGAGCAGGACGACCACGAGGACGCGCCGCCGCCCGAGAUCAAGUUCAUGGACCUGUUUCUGUUCAGCAAAAAGGACGUCCAGUGGUUCCUCGACCAGGGCUGCGAGCUCGUCAAGGUCGACAUGGACCCCGGCGACUUUGUGCUCUGGGACUCGCGCACCAUGCACUACGCCAAGCUCCCCGAGGGCGACCAGAUCCGCCACGUGCAGUACAUCUGCAUGACGCCGCGCAAGUUUGCCACGGACGAGGCGCUGGCGGCCAAGACGAUUUGCUUCAAGAAGAGCUACGGCACCACCCACUGGCCGCACUGCAACAUCCGGCCCUCGUCGGAGAAGCCGAUGCGCAACGGCGAGGUGUGUCCCAAGUACCGCACGGAGCCGUUUGAGAAGCCUGUCGUGACGGACCAGAUUCUGCGGCUCACCGGAGUCAAGCCGUAUUAG